AUGGCUCGACUUUUCAUUUUUCUAAACAUUUUCUUCGUUUUAACCGCAGUCACCACAUCUCUGACUAAACACAAGCCAAAGCAAAAGCCUCGUGCUUUUGCUAUUCCGAUCUUGAAAGACACUAUAUCCGGUCUCUACUACACCAACAUGACCGUCGGGAAGCCACCACUCAACGUUAACCUAGUCCUAGACGUUACUGCCUCAGCCUUAUACUUCAACUGCCGCGAGCUCGGCUAUAACUCAACCACCUAUACCCCUGUCCUCUGUGGGUCCCGUGGCUGCGCACAAACUAAAGAUCGUUGCACCACUUGCUUCGGCCCCUUCGGACCUACCUGCAGAAACGACACGUGUAUAUCUGGCGUCGAAUCCGACUUAGCCUUCACCCCAACCGUCAAUUAUCUAGUCAACGACGAUUUGAUGAUCCUACGCGACACGUCACCAUCAGCUCACUUAGCACCCAUCCCGCUGAGAGCAAGUUUCGCUUGCGUAGGCGAUGGCUUUCAAGCCUAUACAAAGCUUCCGUACGGUUCUAACGGCGGUCUCGGACUCGGUAAUACCUCGACGUCUUUCGUCAACGCCAUCGUCUCUUCUUACAAGAUUCCCUUUAAAGUCGCUCUUUGUUUACCUUCCAAGCCCGGAAAUAACUAUUCCGGGGCUGUUUACAUCGGUGGCAGCCCCUAUGUGCUGCCACCGAACCGUAAAGACGUGACGGGAUUAUUGGUUUCCACCCCUCUUACUCGGUUCGCGCUUCAUGGCGGGGAGAGUGCAAGGAUCAGUUCUAGCUUGAUUCCUUACGGUCUCUUGGAGACUUCCAUUUACAAAUCUCUUGUCAAAGCUUUCGCGGGGAAAGCCAAGAAGCGAAAAGCCGUGGCUCCCUUCACUGACUGCUUUAGCUACAAAAGUUUUGGAGGAAAGUCUCUGUUGGAUAAAGAGAUUCCCGUGAUCAGUCUGGUGAUGGGGGGAGGAGCCAAGUGGAAUAUCUAUGGCCCUGACUCGCUUGUGAAGGUAAAGAAAACCGUUGUGUGUCUAGCGUUUAUCGAUGCUGGAGUUGGUGUGAGAUUUCCGGUUGAGAUUGGAGGAUAUCAAGUAGAAGAUAACCUAAUCGAGUUCGAUCUUGAGGCUUCAAAGUUUUCAUUCACUUCUUCGCUUUUGCUUCACAACACUUCGUGUAGUCGUCCACUAUGUUGA
This is a messenger RNA of Raphanus sativus (radish), 1188 nucleotides long. RefSeq names its product probable aspartic proteinase GIP2. Gene Ontology annotation, molecular function: aspartic-type endopeptidase activity. The coding region runs from base 1 to 1188 and encodes 395 amino acids. The transcript is spliced from 2 exons. Gene Ontology annotation, biological process: proteolysis. Lineage: Eukaryota; Viridiplantae; Streptophyta; Magnoliopsida; Brassicales; Brassicaceae. The record is from RefSeq and is a predicted model, not a curated record.